AUGAAGAUUAAGUUAGUCUUUGGGGGUGUUACGUUGCAUGUUUGUAGUGUUUAUGCGCUGCAGAUGGGCUUGAAAGAGGAGGUGAAGGCGAGAUUUUGGGAAGAUUUGGAUGAGGUAGUGAGAAGCGUGCCUAGCACGGAGAAGAUCGUCAUAGAAAGGGACUUCAAUGGGCACAUUGGGAUCCUACCUGGAGGUUAUGACGAUGUGUAUGGUGGUUUUGGCUUCGGUGUUAGAAAUGGCAAGAGAACGGCCCUAUUGGAUUUUGCGAGAGCUUUUGAGCUGAUAGGGGGAAAGGUGCGGGUAUGGAAGCGUGAGAGUGCAGAGGGGACGUGGAUGCUAUGUGGGAUGGGGCGGCCAGCUGCAUCACAGAGACUGCUAAAGAAGAAAGUGGAGAUCAAGAAGGGGGCAUAUGUUAAGUUGAUUGAGAGUAAAGAUGAAGAAGAGAAAUGGGUGAAUAAAGAGGGGUACAAGGUAGCUAGGAAAGAGGCUAAGUUGGAAGUUACGGUUGCCAAGUAUGCAACAUUUGAAUGUUUGUAUGCUGGGUUAGAGGAGAAAGGAGGGGAUAAGAGAUUGUAUAGUCUUGCAAAAGACUACUUUCAUAGACUUUUGAACGAGGAAGGAAAUAGAGGCAUUGAGCUAGGGGAGCUGGAGCAUUCGGAGGAAAGCCGUGAUUUCAGCUACUGCAGGCGUUUUAAGGUAGAGGAGGUCAAAGAGGCAAUUUGUAAGAUGCAGAGGGGUAGGGCGACGGCACCGAACGAGAUUUCGAUGGAUUUUUGGAAGUAUGCAGGAGGGGCAGGGCUUAGGUGGUUGACGAAUUUGUUUAACGGUAUUUUCAAGACUGCGAGAAUACCUGAGGCUUGA
Messenger RNA from Capsicum annuum, 861 nucleotides. RefSeq lists its product as uncharacterized. Gene Ontology annotation, biological process: chromatin remodeling. The record is from RefSeq and is a predicted model, not a curated record. The transcript is spliced from 4 exons. Bases 1 to 861 code for a protein of 286 amino acids. Gene Ontology annotation, cellular component: nucleus. NCBI's taxonomy places the organism in Eukaryota, Viridiplantae, Streptophyta, Magnoliopsida, Solanales, Solanaceae.